Molecule: messenger RNA, 1263 nt
Organism: Rotaria sordida
Lineage: Eukaryota; Metazoa; Rotifera; Eurotatoria; Philodinida; Philodinidae
Source: the annotation of a GenBank genome assembly
AUGUUAUCAUCACUAUUUCAAGAGCAAAUUUUUAUACAACUUGUGCUUAUAACUAUUUUCUAUAAAUAUCGAACUAAUGCUACAAAUGUUACUUUCGUUCCAGAGCCUAUUCACAUAACAGUAGCUGAUCUUCCAGAACCAUAUGCUACACCAUCAUAUAAUAAAGAUGCCAAUGUAUUUCCUGUUCCUGAAGAUCCUAUACUCUAUGUUCCUAAUGGGUUUACAGUUAAGUUAUAUAUGAGUGGACUUACUAUGCCACGUUACCUUAUAUAUACACCAGCAGGCGAUAUAUUAGUUAGUGAACCAAGACUUCAUCGAAUAUCAUGUUUGAUAGAUAAUGAUGGUGAUGGUUAUCCAGACGAACGUACUACAUUUGCUGAUGCAUCAAAUGGACUCAAUCAACCAUAUAGUAUGGCUUUUGCUCAUGGAUAUUUUUAUGUUGGUAAUCGAAAUGUUACACGUCGUUAUCCAUGGACAACAGGUAGUCGUCAAAUAUUUGGAAUAGGUGAAUUAGUAAUGACUUAUGAUGGACGUGGUCAUUGGACACGAAUAGUUGUUGUAUCACCUGAUAUUGAUCGUAUUUAUAUUGGUAUUGGUUCAGGAACGAAUGUUGAUGUUGAACAAUUACCACGAGCUUCUGUUCAACUAGCUAAUCUUGAUGGUAGUAAUCAAACUACAUUUGCUUAUGGUCUUCGAAAUCCAAUUGGUUUAGCUUUUCAUCCGAUUACAAAAGAUUUAUAUGUAGCAUGUCAAGAACGAGAUGGACUUGGUGAUGAUCUUGUGCCAGAUUUUUUUACACGUAUUCAACAAAAUGAUUUUUAUGGAUGGCCUUAUGCUUAUAUGAGUUCAAAUUUAAUUGAUCCUCGACGUCGUUUAAAAAAUGGUACAAGUGAACGACCUGAUCUUGUAUCAAUAACUCGAACACCUGAUGUUCUUUUUCAAGCUCAUUCAGCUGUACUUGAUACACGUUUUUAUACAGGUAAACAAUUUCCAAUAAAAUAUCAAAAUGGUGCUUUUGCUGCAUUACAUGGUUCAUGGAAUAGAAAUAAUGGUACGGGUUAUAAAAUUGUUUUUAUACCAUUCGAUAAUACAACUAAUCGACCACUAGGAUAUUAUGAAGAUUUUGUUACUGGAUUUCUUCUUAAUCCAUCAGGACCUGAUACAUUUGGACUUCCUGUUGGAUUACUUGUAUUGAAAGAUGGUAGUCUCUUAUUUACUGAUGAUGGUAAUAAUCGUAUCUAUCAAGUACAGUAUAAUAAAUAA